Messenger RNA from Dacryopinax primogenitus, 1663 nucleotides. RefSeq lists its product as uncharacterized. The record is from RefSeq and is a predicted model, not a curated record. NCBI's taxonomy places the organism in Eukaryota, Fungi, Basidiomycota, Dacrymycetes, Dacrymycetales, Dacrymycetaceae. The transcript has a single exon. The coding region runs from base 670 to 1596 and encodes 308 amino acids.
AAAGGCUCCGCUGCGGUCCACGUUUCAGCCUUGACUUGAAGAGCGCUCUCAGCUGCAGUGCCAGCCAAUUGAAUUGAUCGCACGAUCAUUGCCAGCACCGGAUUUCUUAGUUAUCAGCAGAUAUGGACAAAUAUCUUCCCAUGCAAGAGGAGUCUCAUCAUAACCGAAAAGAGGCGAAGGCUUUGAUGCGCUGUUGUGACUUGGUCCUCUCACGGCGGAAUUGGAAACGUUGUUGGACCGGACGCUGAAGCUAUUGCGGAGUGUGGAACUGCUGCUAGAUGGAGCAACUAUCAUCGUGCGUUGUAUUUCGUGUCUCUCUCAUUCAUAUUAAACAUGACAGGCUAACUUCUCUGUCUUGCAUGUACUGCCCUGCUUACAACGCCGUUGAAUCAACCCGGCCUCCUCAUUGCUCGGCUCUGUCGCUGCCGGAAGAAGCACGGCUUGGAAUAUUGCCCGGUGAGACGCACAGCCGCGCUUCCUCAGCCCGGCUCGAACGCCUCACACGCAAUGUUGGAUAUAAAGCUGCACCGGUCGAAGAUCGUUCCUCAACAGGCUGGCCCUCUCACAUCUACCCCACUCUAGUGCAGGUCACUCAACUCCCACAUUCUGACAUCCUUUACUUCUCCUAACGAUUCCUACAUUCGCAACCGCCACAUCUACUAUACAACGAUGCGUUUCGCCCGCGCGGCCAUCAUCCUCUCCCUCAGCGCUACCGCUGUUCUUGCUGCUCCUCUCACGCAGACACCCCCCCACAAGAAGAACAAUACCUCUGCUACCCCCCAGCAAGCUGCAGAUAAACCGCCUGUCAUCAACGCUAAUGCGCGCAGUAUGGCAGGGAAACAGCCGCCGCCCGUGCACAUCAAGUCGGGCAUGUUCGAGGGGUCGAUCAAGCGGAUGUCGGCCACCAAGAAGUUGGGCAAUUCCCACUCGUCGGCCCAGGCCCAGGGGCCGGCCACCUCGUCCAAGAAGUUGGACAAGUUCGAGUACUCAACCCGUCCUCAAACGCUAACUAAGGGCAAGCUGGUUGCGACCAAGUCCUUCCUUGCUAUCGUUGCCGGUCGGAAGACCAAGACAUCAGUCAAGCCCGGUGCAAAGGGUGCGACCGUGAAGGCUAGAAAGACCACCAUGAACGCAGGAAGCAGGAGCCGGCUAAUCCCUGUCCAGAGGCAAGCUCGCAUGCAACCAUUGCGUCAGCUGCAAAAAUUGCGUAAGCAGCGCGCGGUUGCCGUAUACCGACACGGCCAGCAGAGGGUGCAGCAGGGGGUGCAGCACGGGUUGCAGCACAGCCAGAAUCCGGUGCAGUACGGCCAGUACGGCCAGCACGCGGCCGGCCAGUACCAGUACGGGCCCGCACAGCGCCAGCACGCGGCCGCCCCGUACCAGCCGUACCAGCCGGCCCAGCAGCCGCCCCCCCGGUACUCUGCGGGGCCGCCCCCCCGGUACUCUGCGGGGCCGCCCCCCCUGUACCAGCCGCCCCCCCCGUACCAACCGGCCACCCCGUACCAGCAAGGCCAGCAGUUCGUUGUGCGGGAUGGGGAGGAUGAUGAUAUGUACUGGGCUAGGAACUACUCCGAGAACCUGGAGGAGCUUGAUUGAGCGUGAUCUGGUUGUAAUCUUACGAGAGACAUUUUCCAGAUAUGCUGUGCAACUUGUAUCAAAUAAU